Messenger RNA from Closterium sp. NIES-65, 1932 nucleotides. NCBI's taxonomy places the organism in Eukaryota, Viridiplantae, Streptophyta, Zygnematophyceae, Desmidiales, Closteriaceae. The record is from the annotation of a GenBank genome assembly.
AUGGAAGACAAGUGUCCUUUUUGCGGCAGCCGGGAAGGUGCGCGGAACCUCCCCGCUCCGCACGGCCCGGCGCAGAGUCUGUCGCACCAGCUGUCGCAGAACCCGUCGCAGGGCCAAGCUAGCCAUAGUACUCCCCAUCACCCGCAUCACGCGCCGCAUCAUGCGGCGCAUCACGCGGCGCAGCAGCCGCCGGCACAGGCGCCGUAUGAGACGGUCCUAGUGGCGUGCGCUAGCUGCGCUCGAAUUGUCGCGGAGCGGCGGAUUAUUCCUCUGCUGUUCGUUCCGCGCACCGUCGAAGAAGCUUCCUUCUGCCUACCCGCCAGGGACGUGCUGUUGCACGCCAAGCUUCGUCCGGACGAGGUGAGAGCAGCAGCGGAUAAAAUAGAAGAGCUCAAAGCCUUAAAGGAUGCAAAAAUUAAAGCCAGAGAUAAUGAGGUGAAGGCAGAAGUAGCAGCAGCAGCAGAUGACAGUCGAGGAACUGCUAUUUCAGGGAAGCCAGAAGUGAAGGUGGAGACUGAGGAGGGUUUGGUGGAGAAGGGGAGGAGGGAGGUGGGGAAGAAAGAAGAAAGACUGGGAGGGGAUGGGAAGGAGAAGGUGGCAGGAGAGCUGGUGGGGAAGGAAGAGGAGAGUAAGUCCCUGGUAGGGUUUGAUCUGAACUUUGAUCUGAACAUGGAUGCGAUGGACGGUGGAGAUGAAGCGGCGGGAGCGAGGAUGGACGGUGGAGGAGAUGAAGCAAUGGAUGAAGGUCGAGUUUCGGAAGGACAAGAGGGGAAAGAGAAAGAAGAGGAGGAAGAACUUGAAGAGGAAGAAGAGGAGGAAGAAGAGGAAGAGGAAUACGAAGAGGAGGAGGACGAAGAAGAAGAGGAGGAAGAAGCAGAGGACGGGGAGGAGGAGGACAUGGAGGAAGGAGAAGCAUUAGAGGAGCAAACGAGCCCCAACUCCCUCACGGACGACGACCCAUCGCCCCGCUUCCUGGACCCCUCGGACCAGUUCCUGGACGUCUUCUCAUCGCUCUCCCUCGAGUCCGCCCCACCACUCUUCUGUGCCGCCUCGCUGCCCUUCUCGGGCCAGCUAGCAGAGAUGGAGCGGCUGAUUGGCCCCGUGCUGUACACCGGGUGCUCUGGGGGCGCAGGGGGGAGUGCCGUGGGGACGACUGAUUUCCUGCGCGCCUACUUCCAGAUCCUGGAGGUGAGUGGCCUGCUGGACAUAGACCAGAGCAUCACGGACCACGCGGUUACCCUGUUCCGAGACUACGUGGUGUCGGCCGGCGGGGCGCGGAACCGCAACAUCGAAGCCCUAGCCACUGCAGCCGUGGUGCAGGCCAUGCGCGAGGCUCAGGAGGCCCGCACCCUCCAGGAAGUCUCCCUGGUGGCGGGGAUUGCGGUGAAGGAGUUGGGGAGGAGUUUGAAGGGGUUGAUGGAGGUGCUGCGGCUGCAGCAGCCUGUCAACUCCAACUCUGUGUCCUUCCACAUGCCCCGCUUUGGAUCCAUCCUGCAGCUCCGCAAGUCCACCCAGGACCUAGCAACGCACGUGGGAGAGGUGGUGAUAUCCAAGUCAUUCUGCACGCGCCGCAACCCCAUCAGCAUUAGCGCUGCCGCCAUCUACCUCGCGUGCCAGCUGGAGGACAAGAGGCGCACACAGACCGAGAUCUGCAAGGCUACCGGCCUCACAGAGAGGCUCAGAUAUGGGUUUGGUAUCAGCACUGCGGCCAUCUACCUCGCCUGCCAGCUGGAGGACAAGAGGCGCACACAGACCGAAAUCUGCAAGGCCACCGGCUUCACAGAGGUGACGCUAAGGAAGGUGACGCUAAGGAAGGUGUACAAGGAGUUGCUGGAGAACAUUGACGACCUGCUCCCUGGGGGCUACGAGCAGUCAGUGUGUGUGUUUGUGUCUGAGACCGUGUGUGCUUAUCCCUUUGUCCCCACCAGGUGA